Messenger RNA from Pezoporus flaviventris, 1964 nucleotides. RefSeq names its product pejvakin (gene PJVK). Lineage: Eukaryota; Metazoa; Chordata; Aves; Psittaciformes; Psittacidae. Gene Ontology annotation, biological process: programmed cell death. Bases 457 to 1530 code for a protein of 357 amino acids. The transcript has 6 exons. The record is from RefSeq and is a predicted model, not a curated record. Gene Ontology annotation, cellular component: cytoplasm.
CACUACAAUUCAGAUGAAGGAAGGACCCAAGAAACAGUAAUACAUCAAUAACUCCUAACAAGGAGCUGAGGGUUGCACAAGUUACUGUCUGCUGUUUCUAACAAUGUAAAUUUUGUUUUUUAACAGUGACAUUAACCUGCCAAUAAAAAGGCAACUAUUUCCCUAUCAGUUUACACUGGUAAUGCAUUAUUCAUCAUACAGAAUUAGAGAGCUUAGCUGAAGGUCUUUGAGAGAAGUCUCGAGCAAAACACCACAGAAACUUGGUAGCUAAGAUGCUGUUGAUUCUUUCCAAGCAAAAUAGAGCUCCAUCUAAAAAAAACAGUUUGACAGCUUUCUUUUAAAAACCAGGUUAAUUUGUUUGAAAGAACAUUGCAAAAAGAACUGAACAUGGGCCUGACGUCUGGAAGUUACACUUGAUACAGAGCUUUUUAUUAUUAUCAUUAUUAAUGUCAUAAUAUGUUUGCUGCUGCAACCAAAAACUUCGUUAAACAGGUUGGUGAUGGAGGAAGACUAGUUCCAGUGCCCAGUCUCAGUGAGGCUGAUAGAUAUCAACCUCUGAGCCUUGUGAUUAAGAAAAGAACAUGUUUGCUUUCAAAAAAAUCUAAAUUUGCUUCAACACCUUUCACAUUAAAAGACAUCCUGCAAGGGGAGAAAGAAAUUUCUGCAGGUGUCUCGUCUUACCAAUUGCUCAACUAUGAAGACAAAUCAGAUGUUUCACUUAAUGGUAGAAGAGGAAAUCAGAUAAUGAAUGAUGUUGGUUUUGAUGUUGCUGGAUCAGAUUCUGUUGCCUUUAAAGCUUCAUUUGGCAUUGUGAGCAAACAUGAGGUUGAAGUACCAACGUUACUUAAAGAACUUACUACAAGAAAAAUAAACUUUGAUCAUUGUCUAGUCCAUCAAUCAAGGAAAAGUAGGAUGGAAAUUCUGUGCGUGGUCAUGGAAAGUAUUAGAACUACAAGGCAAUGCUCAUUAACUGUCCAUACUGGAAUGCGUGGAGAGACAAUGAGGUUUCACUUUAUUGAAGAUCAGAAUUGUAAAGGGCGGGACAAAGCCAUUGUUUUUCCUGCACAUACAACUAUUGCUUUUAGUGUAUUUGAACUUUAUAUUCAUUUGGAUGGUAAUUUUGAGCUCUGUGUGACUCCAAUUUCAAAAGGAGGAUUUGAAAAAGAGAAAUCUGGAUCAUCUUCACUGACCAAAUUAAGGAGGUUAAAGAGUAAUCUGUUUCAUAGAAAUAAAAGAGUAGUGGCUACCAUUGCUAAUUCUGAAGCUUACUUGGAGGACCUUUUUACAGAUUAUUAUGAAAAAGCUGCAAGCAUGACUGAUCUCUCUACAAGCUAUCUCAGAGAAGGGUCUCACAUCCGAAUUAAUUUACUUAAUAACAACAUCCCAAAAGGUCCCUGUGUCCUUUGUGGAAUGGGAAGUUCUAAAAGGGAGACAGUCUAUGGGUGCCUUGAGUGUUCUUUUAAUGGACAAAAGUAUGUACGACUGCAUGCUGUGCCCUGUUUUGACCUCUGGCAUAAGAGAGUAAAGUAGCUGAACUAGGUAAGUGCCUUUUGUUACAGACAUGGGCAUAACUGUGCCACACACUUUUCAGAAUUAGUAAAUAUGACUCAAAUUUUUGAAAUGCAAAAUAGUGAAAGUGCAAAACAUUUUAUUACACUAUUAUCUUGAAAUUUUUGCUUUCCAGUCCAUGAUCUUUUAUUUGAAAAUAAUGCAUUCCCUGACAUAGCUUUUCUUUCUAGAACCUUCUCUUUUCAUUACCAUGAUAAUGAAAAAUGCACUUUUAGAUUGUAUUUUCAUAAUGUCAAAAUAUAUGCUAGAACUUUAAGUUGUUUACACAAACUUGUUGUUACACUCCAAAAUCUUGCCUUUGUCUACCCUGGCAUAUAAUGAAAGUAUUUGUUAAUAAUUUAGUGUCCUCAUGAAUGUUUAACUGAGGUAUCAGAUUAAAAACAUGCUAAAACUUA